UCAGUUUAGAGUUUGUAGUAUUGGAACUAUCCCCACGUUACAGUGGUGAGAUGUCUUCCUUAGAAUGUAACUGAUUUCGAAACUGAUUGAGUAUAUCAAUCGGGAUUUUCAUAGUUAUUUUUGCAGACAUUCGUAUUUUUACAACUGGGUCUUCCUCACAAGUGAAACGUAGUGAAAAUCUCGCUAAUACUAUCACAAAGAAGUUGGCUAACUUAGCUCUAAAGCUAGUUACUUAGCCAAGCUGGCGUUAGCCCUGAAGUUUGUAAGCUGAUCUAGUCAAUGAUAGAAUCUCGUUGAACAGAAAAUAAUAGAAAUGAUUAAACAGAUGGCGUAAAAGCUUGUCACUUCACAAAUGAACACUUGAGCCCAGAAGGUACUUUACUACCUUCUAAAUUUUACGUGGAACUUAGUCAACGGCUUUACUUACUCCACUUGGAAUGUCGUGUAGAAACGGAAUGGUGCGGGGAGGAAACCCUGGUCUGCAGCCUCUUCGUGCCACAAUUCCUUUCCAGCUCCACAACAAAGUUCUACCACAGUCCAAAGAUGCAGACCGGAACAAGGCCAAGCCCCCGAAGCCCUCCCUCCGCCGGACACUGUCUCUGGACGCACUGGUGGCCCCCUACCUCCAAGGCCAGUGGCCAAAGGAGCCCGAGGGCCUGCAUGUUGGCAGUGUCAACGACAAGGCUACACAGACUCCCAGUUCCUGGGCUGAGGAGGGCAGAGGGAGAAGAGGAGGUGGGGGCCAUAAACGCUCAGCAUCCUGGGGCAGCGCAGAGCACCUGAGGGAGGUAGCCAAGCUACGCCAUUCGUUACAGAAGCGCUUUAGGCCCGCCCCUCCAGCGGGAAGCAGUGAAAGGCCCUCCCACCCACUCCCUGGCACCCAUGCCCCUGGAGCCACACAGACCGUUCCACUGACCCCAUUGAACCGCCUGGCCCCACGACUCAGGAGGAGUGUGGAGGGGCUCAACCUGGAGUUGGAGGGAGUGUUUGUGUCUGAGGCGCCAGAAGAACAACACCAGAUUCUGGACGUCCCAGAUGGCCACCGGGCCCCUGUCCCAUCCCAGCGGUGCAGCAGUGGCCCUCAGAGCGACCCCUCUCCUGCCCAGCUCUCUCCCUCCCACUCCCCCUGUCCAAUGACUGACCCCGACAUGGUGGUGUGUGGCACCCUGUGCCCCUCGCCUUCUCCCUCACCGCCGCCUGACGUGGUGCAGCUCUCCUCCCUCCUGCCCUCCUUCUCCCCGCGGCCCAACAAGACCUACGCCUUCCAGAGGGAGCCCCCCGAGGGCUGUGAGAGAGUGCGCGUGUGGGACGAGGCCGUAGCCGCCUCUCAGGGGGAGCCCCUCCUCCUCUCCCCCUCUUGCCCCGACCCCAACAAAGUCAACUUCACCCCUCACGGAGGCUCCGCCUUCUGCCCAGUCAGCCUCCUCAAGCCCCUCCUCCCUUCCAUGGACCUGCUCUUCCGCGGCCUCUCCGUCUCGCCUGUCACUGGCUGCUCAGGACAAAGCCCCACCCCUUGCCCAGCAUCGGGGCAUGUGGUGGGUGGGUACCUGAGCGGGCCCCUCCAAGACCCCACCAGCUCAACCAUGUAGCAGUGAGUUAACCACAGCUGGAGCAAUAGUGGACUGAUGGACAAUGGAUGAAAGAUGGCAUAUUUUUUCCCCCCACACAGCUUUUGAAUAGAAACCCCUAUGAAUGGUGAUACUGUAACUUAUUGCUUCCAAAAUAUAUCAAACCUUACAGAGGAUAAAAAAAAAACCCAAUGACUACACCUAGAAAACCGAUCACGAGCAGCAGCAUGGCUAGUGGAUACAUGUGGAAGAUUUCUCCACAUAGUGCUGAAGCACUAGAUGGUGUAUACUUCUCAGGACAAACUCCUCAUGUCCUUUCUGUGUCUUUUUUAGACUGGACGUUGGUUCCUCCUAAUAUCUUCGCAAAUUUGAGAGAACUGUAACAUUUCUUUCAUUUAUACAAGAACAGAUAUUUAUGUGCCCUUGUCAUUUUCUACAAUAGAGUGUUAUUUUUCUGAAACAGUAAAAGACAUAAAGUACACGUGGCCUGAUUAUCCUUUUGGCACAUAACGAACUGUAGACCAGACCUCAUGACGUGCAAUCAAGCUGUUAUGAUGAAACGGUACAGCCAACCUCAUGGUGGCAGAUGGGAAUGGCUCUGCCAGCAAGAAUCGGCACAGACUGGGAGUGAUGGGAUUCAAGCAGAACUAUAGUGAAAGCCUCUUAUGAAACUCCAGUGCUAGCAGACUGGCCUCUGAGAAUACAUGGGCUGGGCGGCUCCCUGCUGAAUUGGGUAUUUUAUAUAUUUUUUUCAUUGUGAACAUCCUGGGCUAGUUCAGAAAGGGUUGUUCAUUAUUAAGGCUGAGUUUGGUCAGGUUUCACUGUCCAUUGAGUGUAUCUGGUAUCCCUCCCUGCUCACCUGUAACCAUAAGCUAAACUCUGAGGUGAAAUUCACAGCUAUGAAAGUCAUAGGUAAGACACAGAGCAGCAGUAACUGGCCGUAGUAGUAGUAGUAGUAGGAGUCAAAGGAUCACAUUAAAACUGCUGACCCAGUCCGAUCAAACCCACAAAAGCUCUUCAGUUGUUGAAAAGUAUGCGGUAUGAGUCUUUUUUUAAUCUAUGAUCAUUCUGUUAAAAUGCUGUCUGGAAUGUAAAUGUUUUUUCCUAAAUGAUUUGGCCUAGUUGAUGACACAUUUGUGAGGACUGUAAGCAUUGCUUUGUGAAACCUGUGGCCACCUGCUGUAACUUUGGUUAUUGUGCCUACAGACACACCUGUUUGGUGCCUUUUAUUAUUUUUUAUGGGGUGUUUAUGAUGAUUUGUUUUUAAAAACCAAAAAUAUGAAAGGGACAUUUCAUAAAACAAUUUGUCAUUUUUAGAGGUGUCUGUUCAGUGUGAGGGCUAUACUUUUCUAUCUUAGCAUCUAAAGAAUCUAUUUAAGCACGUUUUGUCAGUAUGGUUGCCUCAUGAAAGAAUAUGACCAUAGUUAUAAGUAUAGCCAUGUUGGAAAAGCUAGUAAGAAUUUAUAUUUUGUUCUUAGUUGUCAUUGUUAGUGCUCACUUUAGCGUUUGCAUUUGUAAUACAAUAUACAUUUUUGUAUAUAUUUUUUCACAAAUCUAGAUUUAGUAUAGCGUACAACAAGGUUGUAUGGUCAGAGGGUAUGCAUAUUUCUGUUUGUUGAACAACAGCACUUAAUCUUGUGGUAGUUUUCCACAACCUACCAUUUUCAUUCUUCAAUUGAAAAACAGAACCUUUGAAGGUGCAGUCAUGGUUGGAUAUAAAGGCAAGCUUAUCCUUCAUUAUUGUUCAUUGCCUUUGAGUUUGAACUGUUCCUUCAGAGCGCAACAUUUCAGUCAAGUAUAUACUGUUGUAGAUGUAUAGUUCAGAUUAUGUUUUGAGAAAAAAAUAAUAAUCCUUUGCAUUCUCCAUACAAUCAGUGGUUUGCUUCAAAAUGUUUACACAUUGGUGGUUCAAGGUUGUCUUCCAAGUUUCUGUACAGCAUAUUUUUCAUGUAUUACAGAUAUUGGAAAUGUGUGUCCAGGCUGUCUUGAGUUCAGCUGUGUUAAUAAUUUUAGUCAUUUGACAAAAAAUAAAAGGUUGCUCCUAA
This is a messenger RNA of Alosa alosa (allis shad), 3613 nucleotides long. RefSeq names its product family with sequence similarity 117 member Aa (gene fam117aa). The record is from RefSeq and is a predicted model, not a curated record. Lineage: Eukaryota; Metazoa; Chordata; Actinopteri; Clupeiformes; Clupeidae. The coding region runs from base 438 to 1589 and encodes 383 amino acids. The transcript has 8 exons.